Marasmius oreades (fairy-ring Marasmius) is the source of this 971-nucleotide messenger RNA. RefSeq lists its product as uncharacterized. The coding region runs from base 14 to 853 and encodes 279 amino acids. Lineage: Eukaryota; Fungi; Basidiomycota; Agaricomycetes; Agaricales; Marasmiaceae. The transcript is spliced from 8 exons. The record is from RefSeq and is a predicted model, not a curated record. Gene Ontology annotation, cellular component: Golgi membrane.
CGCAUAACUCAUCAUGGAAUCGCCAUUACCCUCAUACUCUCGACCGCUCACCAGCAGUGGUAUCCCCCCUUCCUCUCCCUACCAAAAUGGAUUUGCCGGUCGACCACAGUCACAGUCUUUGGAUCAGCGCAUUCCUCUGAUAUUUAGAAGAUUACAUCGGUUCAAACACAUGGAUUUUGAGCAAGCAGCAUGGCAGCUCACGUAUCUAUGUAUUGCGCCUCGACGAGUGUACAGGAAUGUGUACUUUCACAAGCAGACGAAAAACCAGUGGGCUAGGGAUGAUCCAGCUAUCUUGGUUUUGAUUGGGGCUUGUUUAGCUGUCGCAGCAGUCGCCUGGUCACUGGUUUACUCAUACUCUUUCUCUCAAACGUUGGAAUUGAUCUUCUUCAUGAUCGUCCGCGAUUUUCUCUUAUCUGGAAUCGUAGUCGCUACCAUUCUGUGGCUGCUCUCGAACCGCCUCCUCGUCCAACUAACACCCACUUCACAUUACACUCAUAACUCUACUUCAGACUCUCGCGUAGAAUGGGCUUACGCAUUCGAUGUCCAUACAAAUGCCUUCUUUCCGCUGUUUUUGACGCUCUAUGUCGCGCAACUUUGUUUCUUGCCGAUUGUUUUGAGAGGAGAGAAGGAUCGUCAGCAGAAUUGGUUGUACAUGUGGGUAGGGAAUACGCUUUGGGUCGGAGGUUUUGCGCAGUACAUCUAUGGGAUUUAUCUUGGUUUGAAUGCACUACCCUUCUUGACCCAUUCGCAACUGCUACUUUUCCCUCUACUUCCGCUCUUCACCGCCUAUGUUAUUUCUCUGAUAGGCUUCCCGAUUGCCAGACCAGUAUUGGCGUGGUAUUUCGGUUCGUAGUGCUCGAUGUCCAGACGCAUGUUGUACCAGAACUAUGUGAAUCGCACAAUACAACUCUGUAGCAGAACACGGAUAUGUUUCUUUUCGCUGUUGUUACAGAAUGGCAGACUUCCAUCCC